AUGCAGCCUGACACUUUAUGCAUUGACACAACAUUUGGGAGCAGAGACGAGCAACAAGACUGCAGCAGCUGUUGUCACAUCAGUUUGGCUGUGGUCGUAUCCAUAGCAGUGUGCGAUAUUUUGCUGACCAUCUUCAUAGCUUUAUCUAUAUUUUUUGUCGUGAGAUCCCACAGUAAUACAAAACGAGAACUUCCAGAUGCAAGAACACCAUCAAAAGAGAUGUCUGCCGAAGCCACCGAAUCGCCCUAUCAGGAAUUACAAGGCCCACAGUCGGAUGUGUAUUGUGAGCUGGACCACUUUAGGACGUAA
This is a messenger RNA of Knipowitschia caucasica, 309 nucleotides long. The record is from the annotation of a GenBank genome assembly. Lineage: Eukaryota; Metazoa; Chordata; Actinopteri; Gobiiformes; Gobiidae.